Cicer arietinum (chickpea) is the source of this 771-nucleotide messenger RNA. RefSeq lists its product as uncharacterized. NCBI's taxonomy places the organism in Eukaryota, Viridiplantae, Streptophyta, Magnoliopsida, Fabales, Fabaceae. The record is from RefSeq and is a predicted model, not a curated record.
AUCCAGCAACUUGUUUUCUUAAAUUCUUCCAUUUGCAGUCUCAAAUCACUUCAGAUUUCUGUUUCAUAUAUUUUUCUAGCGUUAUGGAGGGUCUUCUACCUCUUGUAUACAAAGCAAUAAAGAAAAACAGAACAAGACGACAAUAUGAGUGUCUUUCAUCAGGAACUGCUAGCUACAACAUUAGCAUGGCCGAGAUCUACUCUCAAAAUCAAAUAACAUCAGAAAAUAAUAAUAUUGGUCAUAGGCGAUAUAAAUCUGUUGGAGCAGGAAGUCAUUUUGCCAAUGGUUUCCAAUUUUCUCAAACAACAAACGGUUCUGUUUCUCCAUCUUCUUCAAAACAACUUGUCAGGUUCAGGAGUCAUAGAAUUUUUUCAUGUAUCACUGGUGUCUGAAACUGAGCUUACACAGACAUAGUUAAAUAUCGUAUGUAUGUAUGUAUUGUUUUUUGGUAUAUGAUGAUGCAAAACCACUUAAACACAUCAGUGUAGUUACAUAGACAUAGUACCGCAUAUGUAAUUACUUUCAAUUUCUUUAAUUUUUUUAAAAUUGUUGUCGUGUUAGUAUUGUGUCUAGUGUAUUUAUCUGAGUAAUUGCUUCACUUCAACCGAAUUUCUCAAUAAUAUUUUUGUAAAGAUGAUAUUGUGGCUUUAUUACUAAAGAUGUGUGUUUCUUAGUUUGUUCCACGUUUUUAGUUUUUUAUUUUUUGUUUUCCAUGUUUUAGUUGGUUGUAUAAUAACUUGAAUGUAUAUGUUAAAUUUCAAGCUUGUUUUA